This is a messenger RNA of Juglans microcarpa x Juglans regia, 1336 nucleotides long. RefSeq names its product cullin-1-like. The transcript is spliced from 10 exons. The coding region runs from base 255 to 1256 and encodes 333 amino acids. Gene Ontology annotation, cellular component: cullin-RING ubiquitin ligase complex. Lineage: Eukaryota; Viridiplantae; Streptophyta; Magnoliopsida; Fagales; Juglandaceae. Gene Ontology annotation, biological process: ubiquitin-dependent protein catabolic process; protein ubiquitination. The record is from RefSeq and is a predicted model, not a curated record. Gene Ontology annotation, molecular function: ubiquitin protein ligase binding.
UAUCCUUAUUUUUUUUUUUCUUACCCGCGUCACGGCCAAACAAAACGUCGCUCCUCCUCCCCCGCCCCGCUCUUUUUCUCUCCGGACCUCAUAUCCCAACAACCAUUUUUUUUUUUUUCCUUUCCUUUUUUUUGGUGGUUUCACUUUUCUCAUCCACGCUCUGUUGGAGUUCAUCUUCGUUCCCGUUCUCGUAGCGACUCUUCGACAUUCCAAAUCAGAUUUUGGUUUUUAAGUGAAGGAAUUAAGGUGGCAGUAUGACAAUGAGUGAGCGGAAGACCAUAGACUUAGAACAAGGAUGGGAGUUCAUGCAGAAGGGGAUCACAAAACUGAAGAACAUUCUAGAAGGCUUGCCCGAGAUGCAGUUCAGUUCUGAGGACUACAUGAUGCUCUACACUACCAUCUAUAACAUGUGUACUCAGAAGCCUCCUCAUGAUUACUCCCAACAGCUCUAUGAUAAGUACCGGGAAUCAUUUGAAGAGUACAUAACAUCAACGGUAUUGCCAUCUUUAAGAGAAAAGCAUGAUGAAUUUAUGUUGAGAGAGCUUGUGAAAAGGUGGGCAAACCACAAAGUUAUGGUUAGAUGGCUUUCUCGUUUCUUCCAUUAUCUUGAUCGAUAUUUUAUUGCUCGGAGGUCACUUCCUCCCCUGAAUGACGUUGGACUGACUUGCUUCCGUGAUCUGGUCUACCAGGAGUUAAAUGGAAAAGUAAGGGAUGCUGUAAUUUCUCUGAUUGAUCAAGAACGUGAGGGAGAGCAGAUUGAUCGAGCUCUAUUGAAGAAUGUUUUAGACAUAUUUGUGGAAAUUGGAAUGGGGAAUAUGGAGCAGUAUGAAAAUGACUUUGAAGCAGCUAUGCUUAAGGACACUGCUGCUUAUUAUUCGCGGAAAUCGUCUAUCUGGAUUCUGGAAGAUUCUUGUCCAGACUAUAUGCUGAAAGCUGAGGAGUGCUUGAAACGGGAGAAAGAUAGGGUGGCUCAUUACUUGCAUUCUAGUAGUGAACCAAAGCUACUCGAGAAAGUUCAACAUGAGUUGUUGUCUGUGUAUGCAACCCAACUGCUUGAAAAAGAUUAUUCUGGAUGCCAUGCAUUGCUUAGAGACGACAAGGUGGAGGACUUGUCUAGGAUGUUCAGGCUCUUUUCUAAAAUUCCUAAAGGCUUGGAUCCUGUUUCCAGCAUAUUUAAGCAGCAUGUUACUGCUGAAGGAACAGCCUUGGUCAAACUGGCAGAAGAUGCAGCAAGCAACAAGAAGGUCUGUGCCUAGAAUUUUUUUCCUCCAUUCUUUUUUUACAAUCCAUUUCCAAGAGCUCCGUUUUCCUCUUAGAUACCGCACUUAGGAAUUGA